CUUGUUUGAUUGAUUUUUAAAACGGUUUUUCAAUCAGGACACGCUCAUUAAAACGGUUCACUCAGCUAUACUUGGGAAAUUAAAAGUCAAUAAUCAUUUGAAAUGUUCUAGAAUAAUCGUAGUUCAAGUUUAUUGCAUAUUUUUUUGUUCCAAUCACGUCUGAAGUUUGAACACUGUUAAUGAAAUCCACGUCAAUUUCCACGCUAAUUUUGGUCGCAUAUUCUCAGCGUGAGCCAAAAUUUCUCCAGACUCUUUCAUCAUAAUUAUCUUGAUGUUUUGACUCAGUACCUUACACUCUUUGACAAGUUUUCCAUAGAAUUUAGGAUCUGGGAAUUGAACCAAAAAUCUAUUAAAUAUUUCUCAGAGCCAAACGCUUUGUUCAAUUCCACCUCAGUCAAUUAUUGUUGUCACUCCAGUUAGAGAUGAAGACUCUCUACUACGUCAUUGCUGUGAUAUCUAUCACAAUUACUUCCACAAGAGGGCAAUCAGACAAUCCUUCAACUCAUCAAAAUGGGGCUUUGGUGAAUGAUGAGAGAUGUGGUUCUCAACCGUCUAUAGAAGAGGCAGUUCCUUUCACUUCAUAUCCUAAGGGAGUACAAAGAGUUGAUCCAGGAGAAUAUCCUUGGGUGGUGAUGCUUUCCAUUGAGAACUUGGCUCACUUCGUGGGAGAAUCACCGUACACAACUUGCAUGGGUUCAAUCAUAUCUAAACGAUUCGUGUUAACUGCUUCAAGCUGUUUCUCACUGUAUGGAACCGAGAACACUAGUCCCAGACCUAGAUCUAUCAUUAUAAGUGCUGGAGAGAUCGAUUUAAGCACGACUCCUCACUGUGAUGAUGACACCAGCUGCCCUCUAAAUGUCUACAUUGGCGAGUCGGUGAAAUACUACAGGGACAAUGGACCAGCCGAAGGUGGCAAAAAUAUUGCUCUGGUCAAAACUACACAAACAAUUUUUUUCCAUGAUACCGUGCUCCCGAUUUGCUUACAGCAUGAUGCGUUACUUUAUCCUUCAAACUUCUGGGGAGAGAUUGGAAUUAGGGUGACUGCAUCUGAUCAGAAUCUCCAACAAGUCGGAGGACAUAUUCUUUCAGAGGAAGAGAACACAAAGUUGCAUGAAAGUCAUCUGCCAAGGGAUAUGCACUCCGAGGAUGUGAACUCGGUGUUCGGCAUUGGAGGGACGGCAACCGAGGUCUAUCACGACUCCGACAUCGGAGGUCCGUUGAUGAUCAAGAAGCCAAUCGACAAUGUUCCGCCGCGGUUCUAUCUGUACGGAAUUCGCUCCUUCGAGGCGGAAACAGCUGUGCCUCCCUACGCCUCGACCUUUGUUUACACCAAGGUCAGCCAUUAUCUCGAAUGGAUACUGGACAACAUUAGUGAAUGAUAAUAAUUAUUGGACUAAAGCUAGUGGAUGAUAUCAUUUACACAAUGAUUGGUCUCAGAUAUCUGCUUAGAUCGUAAAAGUGAAUGUAUUUCGUCAACUUGAUAGCACUAGUGAAUGAUAUCAAUUACACAAUAAUUGUUCUCAGAUAUCUACUUAGAUCGUAAAUGUGAAUGUAUUUUCUUAGGCUCUCUUAUUGGAGGAAUUCAUCUUCCGUAAAAUAAAAGAGAAAAGUAAAGCAAAUUAUACCAAAA
Molecule: messenger RNA, 1630 nt
Organism: Nilaparvata lugens (brown planthopper)
Lineage: Eukaryota; Metazoa; Arthropoda; Insecta; Hemiptera; Delphacidae
Product: chymotrypsin-like elastase family member 2A
Exons: 6
Coding region: 423-1379 (318 amino acids)
Biological process (GO): proteolysis
Molecular function (GO): serine-type endopeptidase activity
Source: RefSeq, a predicted model, not a curated record